Molecule: messenger RNA, 3123 nt
Organism: Astyanax mexicanus (Mexican tetra)
Lineage: Eukaryota; Metazoa; Chordata; Actinopteri; Characiformes; Acestrorhamphidae
Product: zinc finger protein 234
Exons: 2
Coding region: 276-1718 (480 amino acids)
Biological process (GO): regulation of transcription by RNA polymerase II
Molecular function (GO): RNA polymerase II cis-regulatory region sequence-specific DNA binding; DNA-binding transcription factor activity, RNA polymerase II-specific
Source: RefSeq, a predicted model, not a curated record
UGCGGUGAGUGAGUGUGAGUUGUGUUUUGUUAUUAAUGGUGAAGAGCUGCUGUUUGGUGUGAUGCUGAUCUUCUGCGGGGGGAUGGAGCUACACUGAGGGAUGGAGGGAUAGAGUGAUGGAGAGAUGGAGUGAUGGUGAGAGAUGAAACUUUGCCAUCUUUUCUCUUGUUUCUAGUGUUCUUUUGAAAAUACAACACUAUGCACGGAUAUAAACGCCGCAUAGAGGAACUUUACUGAAAUCCACUCCUAUUUACUGUUGAGUAUUGCAUACAAAAAUGGAUAUUCAGCAAAUGUCGUCUGAUUCUGUUUACACUGACACAUCUCACAAACUAACGCAGGAAAACAUAGAUAAAGAGAGAUCUCACCACUGCUCUGAGUGUGGGGUAAGUUUCAUUACAAAAAGCCAUCUCCAAGUUCACCAGCGCGUUCACACUGGAGAGAAACAGUUUCAGUGCUCAGAGUGUGGAAAGAGUUUUAACCGUCAAAGUAACCUUCAAGCGCACCAGCGCAUUCACACUGGGGAGAAACCGUUUCAAUGUCCAGACUGUGGAAAGACUUUUAAUCGUCAAAGUAAUCUCCAACUUCACCUGCGUGUUCACACUGGAGAGAAACCGUAUCAGUGUCCGGAUUGUGGAAAGAGUUUUACUUACCAGAGUAAUUUUCAACAACACCAGCGCGUUCACACCGGAGAGAAACCGCAUCAGUGCUCAGAGUGUGGGAAGAGUUUUCGUUCUCUAGGUAAUCUCAAAGGACAUCAGCUCGUCCACAGAGGAGAGACGCCGUAUCAGUGUUCAGUCUGUGGAAAGAGUUUCAAUCGUCAAAGUAAUCUUCAGCAACACCAGCGCAUUCACACUGGAGAUAAACCACAUCAGUGCUUAGAGUGUGGAAAGAGUUUUACUCACAAGUGUAAACUCCAAGAACACCAGCGCAUUCACACCGGAGAGAAUCUGUAUCAGUGCUCGGACUGUGGAAAGACCUGUUUUAAAAAAAGUCAUCUUGAAGACCACCAGCGCAUUCACACUGGAGAGAAACCGUAUCAGUGCUCAGUGUGUGGAAAGAGUUUUGCUCUACAGACUACUCUUCAAAUUCACCAGCGCGUUCACACAGGAGAGAAACCGUAUCACUGUUCAGAGUGCGGAAAAGGUUUCCGUUAUGCAGGACAUUUAAAAGUGCACCAGCGUGUUCACACUGGAGAGAAACCGUAUCAUUGUCCAGAGUGUGGAAAGAGUUUUAAUUAUGUAGGUAAUCUUAAAGAACACCAGCGCAUUCACUCUGGAGAGAAACCCUUUCCGUGCACAGUCUGUGGAAAAAGUUUUCGUUAUCUGGGUCAUUUAAAGGAACACCGGCGCGUUCACACCGGAGAGAAACCUUUUCAGUGUCCAGAGUGUGAAAAGAGUUUUAUCGCGAAGCACAGUCUCCAAAUUCACCAGCGCAUUCACACUGGAGAGAAACCUUAUCAGUGCUCGGAGUGUGGGAAAUUCUUCCGUUGUCUGGAUCAUCUUAAAGGACACCAGCGCGUUCACACAGGAGAGAAACCGUAUUACUGUUCAGAAUGUGGAAAGAGCUUCAGUGAUCUUCGUGUCCUCACAGCACAUCAGCACGUCCACACAGGAGAUAAACCGUAUCAGUGCUCAACGUGUGGAAAGAGCUUCACUCUGAAGCGUAGUCUUCAAAUUCACCAGCGUGUUCACACCAGCGAAAACACGUCAGUGCCCUGAGUGUGGCAGAAAAUAGAUCCAAGCCCACCAACAUAAAGAGAGAGCAUACGGCUAAAGCUUUGGGUAAACUAUGUGACUUUUAGGGUGCUCUUACACCUAACCUUGAUUAUUCCAGACUUUGCAAGUUUCAGGUGAAAAACGUGCCAUAAAAAACAGGAUCCGGACCAAAGGACCAGAGAUGGGUACAACCAGAAUCUGUGAUCUCGGGUCUGGAUCCACUGUACCAUGAUUUCGUUCUUCAUCUGCAGUGUAAAAGACUGAGGCAGUCUUCAUAACAUCCUACAAACCAAUUAAUAUGAAGUAUAGAGAGAGACUCCGCCCACAAAGCUGAUGACAGUGUGAUGCAGUAAAGAUCUUUAGUCUGCUCACUUAAUCCCUAUCUGGAUGGAAUUAGAUUAUCUGUAUCAAAUAUUUCACACUUCUACUCAGUGAUAAAACUCCUGCAUCCGGACUUUCUCGGUCACAUGAUAUCGCUGCGUUCAGUAGCUUCUCCAUUUCCACUCGCUGUUGUGUUUUUAACGUGGAUCACUGUAAUUACGGUGCGCAGCAGUGGACAAAUACUAUUUUAUUAAAGGCGUGGAGAGAUGUGCGUCCGGACGGGACUAAAAUUACCGGAGGAGCACAGAGUUCAGAGAAAAACAGUAGAUAAUUCAGCCUGUAAUUUUCUCAGAGGACGUCUGAGAAAAACACCUACAUGAUCGUUCUGGACAGGAAUAAAAUCGCAGGAUAAAAAAACCCAUAAAAGAGAAAAUUACCCAGAACCCCCUGAGAAACGUAAGAGUGGUUUUUACACCAGCGUGAUUUGUUUUGUUUAAAACAGAUUCUAGUUCAUUUGCACUCUUGGUGUGGUUCGUUUCAGCAGCUGUGAAAACAGUAAUGGACUAAAACAACCAGACUGAGACUCGUGAGAAGAUGUGGAGCUUGAGGUCAGUAAUGAACAGAUGGAUGGAUCUGAUUCUCCUUCAGGAUUUUCUGAUAAACAGCAGAAUUCCUGCUUCCAUCUAUUACAGCAACUUAUCCAGCAUCUUAUUUUAUCAGACAGGUUCUAUUUAAGUGGUGUAUUAAUCACAGUUAAUUUAUGGGGGGUAAACACUGUAAGCUUGGUAGCGGUUUGCUAUCUCUUCACACACUGGCUGUAGUAUUUUGAGGUGAAAGAUACGAGCUGUACAGGGCCAGGAUAGGAACAUUUUAGAAGUUUAGAAUUAGUUUACUACAAACUGUAAUUUUGUAGUAUUAUUAUGACUAUUAUUUAAUUAAAUACGGUCAAAAUGCUGCAUGUGAUGCUCUGAGGAAUUGUACAAUUCCAUGAAGCACAUGCAUGCAUUGAUGUGCAACAGGAUUUGUGUUUUAUUGUGAUUAUUGUUUUAAACUGUAAAACCUAUUAAACUUAGCUAGUUUAAACUUA